UUGUCUUCUUCUUUUUCUUUCAGUUGUAACAUCUUGCAUAUUGCCUUCUUACCUGUGAUCGUCGGCCAUCAUUUGUUUUUCAGCAACGGUGUGCACUAUAUUAUCAAUGUUACUUCAAACCUUCCGAACGUAUUCGAAGGCAAUCCCUCCUUCCAUUACCAACGAAUCUCUGUCGACGACAAUAGUUCUCAUAAUCUUUCGCACUAUUUUCCAGCGAUUGCUUUCAUAGAUACGGCAGCACAUGCUGGUGAUGCCUGUCUCGUACACUGCCUAGCCGGCAUUUCUCGCAGUGUCACAGUUUGUCUUGCUUAUCUCAUGACAAAGAACAAAUGGAGCUUGGAAGACGCAUAUGACCUGGUACUACGUCGGAAUGCAAGUAUAGCUCCUAAUUUUCACUUUAUGGGGCAGCUCAUUGAGUACGAGCGACACUUGGGCGUACGUGGUACGAAUGUCGGGGUGAGUUGA
Messenger RNA from Angiostrongylus costaricensis, 465 nucleotides. The record is from the annotation of a GenBank genome assembly. NCBI's taxonomy places the organism in Eukaryota, Metazoa, Nematoda, Chromadorea, Rhabditida, Metastrongylidae.